AUGACCUCGAAGACAAAUACUGGGUCAGAGAAGAUUUCAUCGUCGCAGGAAUAUCACACCCAAGAUCAAACACCGGGAUGGCGGCCAUGUUAUCUCCGAAGGAGAGUGUUGGUUGUUUUCGCGAUCGUCUUCUGCAUAUUCAUAGGGGCUCUGGAGACACUCAACCAAAUCUCUCAAGCUCACAAUGGCAUCGCGUCUUCGGUUGAAAGUCGCCACUACUUUUGGACCUACGGACCUACUGCAAUCCUCACCAUCGUCGCCUUAUUUUGGUCACGCGUCGAGUUCCAAGCGAAGCAGAGUGCACCGUGGUACUCUAUGCUACAUGAACCCCAAGAGGCAGAGAAGAGUGUGCUCUUAGAUUACAUAUCCGAGAUGCAACCUGUGUCUAUAUGGACAGCCUUGAAGAAUAAGCAUUUUACCGUCGCUGCUGGCGUAAGCUUGUCAAUACUUCUCCGCCUGCUCGUCGUCUUCUCUACUGGUCUAUUUUCACUCCAACAAGUCCAAGUUCAAAGGGCCAACUUUCCCAUUCAGAUCCACAGUAACUUCAACAUCAAAAACUCUACACUUCAGGACUUCGGAUUGCAGGCAUACGACAUUCUCAACGGCGUGCUUUUCCAAGACCUCCCCUUUCCCGAAGGCUCAACUGCAAAUUUUGCAUUUCAAGAAUUCUCAGCAUUGGCUCUUCCGUCUGAUGCAAAUAUCACCGUACCAAUUCAAGGCUUAAUGUCAGACCUGGACUGUGAGCUUGCUGAUGUGACGGUUAAUCAUUGGCCGGCAGUUACUACAGGCUAUAUAACAUGUCUCGCCGACCUAACCACCCCAUCAUGCAAUAUCUCGAACGUAACACUUCAGUUUAUGACCGAUGAUGUUCCAUUUGGAGCGGAAUUGCAAGUAGGACAGUGCGACAAUAUAGAUGGUCCUGGGGGCAAGCGCGUCAUGGCCACCAUCCAAGAAGCCAUGAUCGUUCAGAAUAAAACUGAUGAUUCUAUGCCGUCCAAUAGAACAUUGACGCGCUCUGUUGCACUGAUAUGCAAACCUUCACUUCUUUCUAUGACCCUUAAGGCGCAAGUUAAGGCAUCUGAAUUAUCCUCGAAUGCUCGGUUCGAAACUCUUGGCUUUCAAAAUGCGACAUUGCCGGGUCUAACAGCGGGUGACCUGAUUUACCCGGUUAUUAGUGGAUUUCGCAACACUAAUGGCUUCAGGGCCAUUGAAACGCACCGGACGAUCGCGGUAAUACAGUCUGCUGAAUCACAAACGUCAGAAUAUCCUGCUCAAUCACAAGUGGCACUUGGCAUGUGGCUGACAGGAGCAACCCCCAAGCUUGAACCUCUCUUUAAGGUUGAUGUGCUUAAGAAUGUAACUGUGUCAUAUUAUCGCGCAAUGGCCGCGCAGCUUCUGCAUCUGGGUUCUCAACAAGAGAAAACGACAUCAUAUGGUCAGGCAACGGUACAUCAGAAUAGAGUGCUAGUAUCGCAACUACCCCUUCGAGUGAUGGAAGCUUCUCUCUCAUUGGGAAUCCUGCUGCUGGGUUGGAUGAUUUUUCUUGCGUCGCGUGAGACAUUGGCUCAGUGGAACCCGAGCUACAUCGCUUCCAUUGUAGCAAUCCUAGCUAAUAGCAAAGCUCUCCAGCAGUCUCUUCGCGGCACUGGGGUAGCAAGCAUGGAGGAUAUUCAUACUCGCCUAGUUGGUCGACGCUACUAUUUGCAAAGCGCACCUCGAGGCACUGCAAUUCUAGACACAAGCGAGGAUUCCAAUGAGCUAGACUUCAAGCCUACAACUGAAUACGUCGCAUGGAAGCCAUUCCCGAGUCUCGCCUCUCGGGCUUCUGGCUUUGUCGUAAUUGCCAUGAUCAUUGCCGCCUUGGAGACUGUCCUGCACCUCUCUCAGGCAGGGAACGGCAUAGGAGAUAUUGCCUUCAAUGAAUACGUGCACUAUCUGUGGACAAUUAUCCCCGCGUUAAUUAUGGUGUUAAUAAGUAUGUUCUACUCAACCAUGGAUUUCAAUACACGGUGUCUUGCACCAUACGCUCGCCUGAAACAAUCUACCGGUGCCAUGAUCAAACACUCUUUGGAACUGAGCUUCAUGGACACCCUCGGACUGCAUAACAUUGUCCUUGCAAUUCAAUCGAGGCAUUUUUCGGUGCUAGCAACCACAUUAGCGACUGGGGCUGCCUUCUUUCUGACCAUCGUCACCAGCGGUUUAUACUCAGCCACUGAUAUCCCUCGACAUAUCGGCUCAAAUUUUACACAGAACGGCAGCUUUCCAAACCCUAAAGCCAUUGCCCCAGCUGCUUUCAACAUAGACGAAUAUGCUGAGGUCACGGGAAUUGUGACUGCUAAAUACAUUCUUCAAGACAACCUCACAUUUCCAAGUUGGACAUGGGACGGCCUCGCGCUCCCAGAAAUAUUACCACACGCUAUAUCGGGUGCAAGUUGGGCAAUGGAAAGCUCCUACGUAGACCUCCGAGUGUCUGCACUGAGAGCUGCUCCUUCCUGUCGGCUCCGAACGAGCGCAGAGCUGAAUCCAAACAUUACCUUGGAAGAUGGUUCAACCGACAAAUUUAGUCUGACCGUUAAUUUGCCUCGUCUGUCUUGCUCAUAUAACACCCCGAAAAUGAAUUUCACGCAGGAAUUGUUCAGCGAGAAGCCACUUGAAUCCCAACACUUCGGAUACUCGGUACAGUACCCAUGUUCUAAGGAAGAUCCCAUGCUUCCUUCGCCCAUUCUCUGGACAAACUCGUACAUCUGGGGACAGUUAAGCAACACCUCUGUAAAGAGUAUCAUGGCUCUCACGUGUAUGCAAUACGCAGAAACAGUCGACACUUCAGUACGCUUAAAGUUGCCAGGACUAGAAAUUGCCAAAGACCACCCCCCAGUACCCGACGAGUCGACCGCAAAAUUCGUUCCAGAUGUCUACGUGCCGAUAUCUGAGUGGUGGGUCCUAGGUGAUCGUGAAUCAUACCCCAUGACAGACGCUUUCUUCCAUUUCUUAACUGUUGGAAAGUACGGCAUUCCAACCGAAGACCUUGGAGCUCCAGGGAAGAGCGAAAAGGUUAUCAGAGCAAUCAAGCGCCAGAUACGGCUCAUCACCGCUCAGCAAUUCAACUCUUACUCUCGUGGCACAUCGAAUGAAACAGCAUCUCGAGCAAACCUGGUCGGGAAUAUCACGAUGCCAAAUCGACUGCGAUUAGUUCAGGAUGCCACUUCAACACGGAUCCUAGAAGGAAUCCUUGCAGCUAUGCUUGUAUUGGGUAUACUGGGCUCCGUAAUGAUGAAUACGGAUCAUGUUCUGCCGAAGAAUCCAUGCAGUAUCGCAGCUGUUGCGAGUCUGUUGGCAGAUUCAAAGCUUAUAGAUCGACGUGUGUUGGAGAUGACGUUGCCAAACACCAAACCCCUCCAAUCCACCUUUUUUGGCAAUUGUUGUGCUUAUUUAGGCUGGAGGUAUGGGGAAAUUAGCCCUGGGUCGUUGGGUGUAUGUGAGGAAAUGGGAGGCCACGGCAAGUUCACGAUAUAUCUUGACUCGGAAGACGAAUCAAGCGGAUGGAACAUGUUCUAA
Molecule: messenger RNA, 3555 nt
Organism: Penicillium robsamsonii
Lineage: Eukaryota; Fungi; Ascomycota; Eurotiomycetes; Eurotiales; Aspergillaceae
Product: DUF3433 domain-containing protein
Exons: 1
Coding region: 1-3555 (1184 amino acids)
Source: RefSeq, a predicted model, not a curated record